Rotaria sp. Silwood2 is the source of this 1770-nucleotide messenger RNA. Lineage: Eukaryota; Metazoa; Rotifera; Eurotatoria; Philodinida; Philodinidae. The record is from the annotation of a GenBank genome assembly.
AUGAAUUUGGAAUCAUUAUCCAACGAAUUAUUACUCGAUCUAUUCGAAUAUCUUUCUGUUGUUCAUCUUCUUCGGGCUUUCCGUGGUCUGAAUGUUCGUUUCGAUACUCUUCUAUGUACCCAUUUUCAAGUCUAUGGUCAUCUCAACUUUCAAUCUGUGUCCAAACAUGAUUUUGAUAUUGUCUGUCAACAACAUCUUCCAUCUGUCAUUGAUCGAAUUAUUUCACUUCGUCUAUCCGACGACGAUGAUACUCCACAGCAAAUCGAUAUUUUCAUAUCGUAUGGUUUUUCUCUUCGUCAAUUCAUUCAAUUACAAACACUUUCAUUGUAUCACUUAUUUUCAUACGAGACAACCAUGAAAAUAAUCGAAGAAUUACAUCAUUUACCUUAUUUCACUCACCUCAAUUUCAUCGAUAAUCACUUUUUAUGUGACGAAACAGACGUCGAGAAAAUGAUCGAUACCAUUUGGAGUCUACCAAAACUUACUCAUUGUCAUUUAUAUAUUGAUUUUCAUCAAAAUGAACGAUUGUUUCCUAGAUUAAAUACAAUCUCAUCAUCUCUUGAAUAUCUUUCUGUCGAAAAGUUCAAUUUCGAUUUGAGUAAAUUAGAUCAUCUAUUUCAACAUACACCUCAUCUUCGACAUCUUAAUGUGCGACUGUUCGAUCAUUCAUUCGAUCAACAAUUAUCAUGUUCUAUUCCAUUGAUGAUAACAUUGAAACUUGUUAUUCAAAAUUCGUUAAAUCAUUUAGUGAACCUUUUGCAGAACUUGUCCAAUUUGUGUCAUUUGACAGUUGAGACACUGGACAUCGACUUGGAUGGACAACAAUGGGAACAGAUAAUAAUUGAUCACUUACCCAAACUUAGAAUCUUUCAACUUAAAAUGCAUAUCAAACUCGAGGACAAUGAUGAUAAGCAAUUAAAAAUCGAUAAAUUGAUCACUUCAUUUCGAAGUCCAUUCUGGCUCGAUGAACAUCAAUGGUUUGUCCGAUGUCAUUGUAUUGAAGAGUGUUGUCUCAAUAGUAUUUUACUCUACACAUUACCAUAUGCAUUUGGCUAUUUCGAUCCUAUUGUCAAGAUCUCAUCGAUAUCUACUUGCCCACAUGAAAAUGAUUAUUGGUCUUACAAUCGUGUACAUAGUUUGAUCUAUCGGACUCCCAUAAUUCGUGAAUCGCCUCUGUCUAAAAUUGGUUUUCCUAAUAUUCGUCGUCUUUGUCUCAGUCUACCUUCUAAUGAUCAUUUUUGGUCUGUCGUUACCACACUUGAUCAAUUGAUUUCACUUAAUCUAGCUCUGCACGAUGAUGAUAAUGAUAAUAAUAAUCAUGUUCGAUCUCAAUUGCAAGUCGUUCUCGAUCGAGCACCUCAUCUCUAUUCUUUAGCAUUCAGGUCAUGGUCAGAUUUGCAAAUGUGUCUUGUUGACAAUAGAAGUUUGUCAGUUCGUUGGCUUGAUUUACAAGGAUACGAUGAAAAUUGGUCCGAGGAACGAUGGUUCAACGAUGAGCAGUGUACUGAAUUGUCUUGCUCAUCACUUGGUAUUCAAUGCGAAGUGCUUCUCAUUCGAGUUGAACAUCGAGCGACUAUUCUUAAUCUUGUCAAUCGGAUGACGAGCCUUCGAGCGCUAAGUAUCAAGUGUCGAGAUGAUACAUUCAAUGGAUCCAGUGAUCGAUCAUCAUUCACAGAAGAUGAACUUGUUAAAUGGUUGAAAGAAUGUUUGCCAUCGGUAUCGACAAUUGCAAGACACUCGGUCGAAUUCGUGCGAAUGUGGAUUCGUUGA